Molecule: messenger RNA, 1305 nt
Organism: Pseudonaja textilis
Lineage: Eukaryota; Metazoa; Chordata; Lepidosauria; Squamata; Elapidae
Gene: NDUFA10
Product: NADH:ubiquinone oxidoreductase subunit A10
Biological process (GO): mitochondrial electron transport, NADH to ubiquinone
Cellular component (GO): respiratory chain complex I; cytoplasm
Source: RefSeq, a predicted model, not a curated record
GGCAGGGUCUCGCCCGCCGCCGCCCGGCUGCCAUGUCCUUGGCUGCGCUGCUGCUCCGCGCGGGCCGCGCCCGGCCGCCCCGCCUCGCCGGGAGGCUGGGGAACCUUCCGGUCAAUCCUCGCAGGAACCUUCAGUACGGCUGGACUGCGUAUGUCCUGGGAGACAGAGCCAGCGCCAAGUUCACUGAACACAGCAAAAUCUUCACAGUGGAGGGCAAUCUGUACUCCGGCACAGCAAAACUCGCCCAACAAGUGGCAGAAGCCCUGGGUUUGCGGUAUUUCCCAGAAGCCACUAUUCAUUUGUUAGACCGGUUCACGGGAGAUGGGAAAAUACUAGAUUUAAAAUAUAGUGGCAGUUGCUACUUGGAGACCUUUUACAACGAGCCUAUGCAUCCGAACGGAAACUCUUACCGGCUUCAAGUUUGGAUGUACUGUUCCCGCUUCCUACAGUACAUAGAAGCUCUCGACCAUCUCUUGAGUACAGGCCAAGGCGUCGUGCUGGAACGCUCCCCCUACAGCGACUUCGUCUUCCUGGAGGCCAUGUCGAAGCAAGGCUACAUUAAGCCAAGGUGUGUGAAACACUACUACAGGAUGAAGCAUCUUAGUAUUUGUGAGAUUUUGCCUCCUCACCUGACCCUUUAUAUCGAUGUUCCUGUCUCAGAAGUUAAGAAAAGGAUUGACGAGACAGGCGAGCCCUAUGAGAAAAAAGUCUCCACCGCUUAUCUGCAGAGCAUCGAAGAGGCCUAUAAGAAAUCUUUCCUGCCACAGAUCAGUGAAACCUCUGAAGUCUUGCAAUAUACAGCCAGUGAAGUGGACAGUCUGGAGAGAAUUAUUGAAGACAUUGAAAUGCUGAAAUUUAAUAAAGGGCCAUGGCUUGAACAAGAUGAUCUUACUUUGCAUUACUUGAGGUGCAGUGUCACUGACAAAUCCAAACUCCUGUGUCCUCUGGCUGUUCCCGACUACAUUCCUGAAGUCACCGUAGGAGGCCUGGAUGCUGACUCAAUCUACCAGAGUUACCGGGAGCUUCCUGGACGCAAGUAUGCCUCGGGUUACAACGCUGACGUGGGAGACAAGUGGAUCUGGCUCAAAUAGCCCAUUUCUUUGGAAGAACGACGUUGGCCAGAGAAGAAGGGUGUUAAGCCGCCAGUUGUAAAUAGGCGACAUCUUUAGCAAAGGUGGCAGGUCUUCAGCCGGGAGGAGGAGCCCGCCACAAGGAAGGCGCUUUAAUGUCCCACCCAGAUUCCCCUGAGCAGAAUAAAGCGGCAUUUGGAGCUUCUUGGCUGAAAACCGGAGGUUCCUCCAGGUA